Candidozyma duobushaemuli is the source of this 459-nucleotide messenger RNA. RefSeq names its product Tif11p (gene TIF11). The transcript has a single exon. Gene Ontology annotation, biological process: translational initiation. Gene Ontology annotation, molecular function: RNA binding; translation initiation factor activity. Lineage: Eukaryota; Fungi; Ascomycota; Pichiomycetes; Serinales; Metschnikowiaceae. Gene Ontology annotation, cellular component: cytoplasm. The record is from RefSeq and is a predicted model, not a curated record. Bases 1 to 459 code for a protein of 152 amino acids.
AUGGGUAAAUCGUCCAAAGGAAAGGGAGGUAAAAACAGAAGAAAGGGAAAGAACGAUAAUGGUGGUCAAAAGAGAGAAUUGAUCCACAAGGAUGAGGGUCAAGAAUAUGCUCAGAUUACCAAGAUGUUGGGUAAUGGUAGACUCGAAGUCACCUGUUUCGAUGGCGAGAAGAGAAUGGGACACAUCAGAGGUAAGUUGAGAAAGAAGGUCUGGAUGGGCCAAGGUGACAUUAUCUUGGUGUCUUUGAGAGACUUCCAAGGUGACCAGUGUGAUGUCAUCCACAAAUACAACUCUGAUGAGGCUAGAACGUUGAAGAACAUCGGUGAAUUGCCAGAGACCGCCAAGAUUAAUGAGACUGACACCUUCGGUGCCGACGAUGACGAAGAAGUCAACUUCGAGUUCGGUGAUAACGAUGAUGAGUCUGAGGACGACGGCGAGUUGGAUAUCGAUGAUAUUUAA